This is a messenger RNA of Amphimedon queenslandica, 3108 nucleotides long. RefSeq names its product WD repeat-containing protein 49-like. Gene Ontology annotation, molecular function: protein binding. The coding region runs from base 64 to 2832 and encodes 922 amino acids. Lineage: Eukaryota; Metazoa; Porifera; Demospongiae; Haplosclerida; Niphatidae. The record is from RefSeq and is a predicted model, not a curated record. The transcript is spliced from 24 exons.
CGCCCACUCACAAUAACUUGCUUCCAUUUGUUUUGGUUCUUUCAAACUUUUGAGCAGAAGAAAAUGGAUUGUGAGACAGACAUUGUGGCUUGUUUUGUGGAGCUACUGAAUGAAGAGAGCCUCUCUGAGCUUCUCUCGUUAUUUCAUGCAGAAAAAUGCUCCAGAGGACGAAUGAAAAUGGAAGAUUUCAUGGAACUAAUGGGUGGAAUGAUGAAAGUCUCGCCAUUAGAUGAAAGACUUUCUGCACUUUGCAGGAAGGUUGACAUUGAGAAUGAUGGCUAUGUCACUGAAAAUAAAUUAAUGUCGUACUUAUUGCUCCAGCUAAGAGAGAGGGAAGCUUUUCGGACAGUCAAGCCACUUCCCUUUCAAGAUUCACCAGACUUUAAACAUAAUUUGUACUCAAAGCAAUGUCCUUGCAGGCUUUUGCAUCUUUUUCCACCAUCGAGAUACCUAAGCAUAUCAAGGGAUGGUAUUAUUACAACAUGGUCAUCAAGCCUGCAGUUGCUUAGAGGGACUGUAAUGGAUGACAAGGCAACAAUGAUAGACAGGAAUGACCUAUUGCGUAUGAAGAGGACUAAUCUCUGGGUGACCGAUGCUACUGUCUUUUUAGCCCAGAAUAUCCUAAUAAUAUCAACAACUUCAAGGGAAUUAAACUUUUAUGACGUGUCAUCUACUGUGUACAAAUUCCUCUAUAGAGUUUGUGAUCUGCCUGCAGUACCUCUCUGCAUUGUAAGCCACACCAAAGAUGAUAACUCAGUUCUGAUGUUGUACGGUGAUACUAAAGGAAAUGUAACAGUCUUUCAUUUCCUUCAUCCAUCUAUUGCUCUAUUUGCUGUCAAUGCACAGGACAAUCCUUCAGCUUCAGAUAAGAUUCAUCUUAUUGUUUACUCUCGUCUUCCCAAUCAUUCUCAGUUUGUUCAAGUGACUGUGGUAGCAAAAGUCCACCAGGAAUGGAUACAAAGGAUAAUGUAUUUGCCACAGAAUCACUCUAUCAUCACAUGCUCUAUUGCAUCUCAGAACUCACUUGUCAUGCGGGACAUAAAUGGACGAAGAAAGCCUUACAUUUUUAAUCUAAUGAAGGGCAUUACUUGUUUCGAUUUUAGUUAUGAUAUGAAUCUGCUCGUUACUGGGUCACCGGAUCAUGGUGUGAGGUUUUGGGAUCCUUAUGUUCCAACGUCACCAGUCUCAACAAGAAUGGAACAUCUCUCGCCUGUACUUGAUGUCCUCAUUCACAAGGACAUGAAACUCGUUUAUACAUUUUCACGAGAUCUGGUCCUUUGUGUUUGGGAUAUUUAUGAGUUCACCUUAUUUCAAAACAUACAUGUAAAGUUUCCUUUCUCCCAGAGGCAGCCUGACUUCUCCACGACCAUAUUAACCCUCACCACUCCCUCUCAGCUAACAGUGAUGUGCAAUGAAUACAUUGCAGUGUUCAGUGUUGGGAAUCUUACUAAUAACUUAAACAAAUGCACACACUCAAGCAGUGCGGUAUCUGUUCUCUGUGACUCAAAGUUCAACUACAUCCUUACUGGUAGUAAAGAUGGAGAGGUGAUAGUGUGGGAUUGUCUCACUGGUACCAAGGUGAGGAGUAUCAGGCAUACUCAUGAUGACACAGAACUGACUUUCAUGUCACUGGAUGGGAAUGGAAGCAGAUUAAUAACUGGUUCCAGGAAAGGAGAGAUCAAAAUUUGGAAUCACAUGAAUGGAGAGUGUCUCCAUGUCAUGCUUUGCUCAGGCUCUACUGAAGUGACUGGGGUAGUUCAUUUGCCAGACAGAGCACUCUUCCUCUCAGCUGGUUGGAAUAAAAGAAUAGUGUCCUUCAAUGAUAAAUCUGAUGUAUUUAAAAUUAAGCAAGACAGUAAUGCUUGGACUAAUUUCCCUCAUCAUUCAGACGAUAUACUAUCAAUCUCAUUCUGUCAGCCUCAUUACCUUGCCACUGGUAGUUUUGAUGGCGAUAUCAUUAUAUGGAACACUGACACUACCCUCCAAGUAGUUCAGUUUAAAUCAUUGACUCAAAUAAGAGCUGCUAUCAAUCUUAAAUUGUACAAGCAAAGAAGUAGUCACACAAGUUCAAGGAGUGAAAUCUCUCACACUCCAUCGCGAUCAUCAAGUAGACUCAGUUCACACAGACUUAAAUCAACCUCCAAUCAGUUUGAUCAUGCUCCUGUUGAUAAGGUCUUGUUCUUAAAGACGAGGAUACACCAGAGACAGACUCAUGGCGUCCUGGUCACCAGUGAAGCUGGGAACGGACGCUUUUGGUCCUUUCCUGGUAGAAAAGAACCACAAGGCUCUUUUCCACUAACAAUCAGUGAUGAUGAGUUAGUCUUAGCACUAGCCACUGAUCCUAAUGACAAUUACUUGCUAGCUGGAGACACUAUAGGGUUUAUUAGUGUCUUUGACAUUUCUCAUUACUGCAUUGGAGAAUCAGCAAACGUGUUGCCACUGACAUUGGCCAGAUGGACAGCACAUGUUGGAGAAAUAACUAAUAUUGAAUAUCAUCAGUCAUCAACUUCUUUUGUUCUCUCUUCAUCUUACGACUGUAAUGUUAAACUAUGGACUUUUAAAGGUGAACUUAUCGGCACCUUUGGACAGAAAAAUAAGUGGAAUACAUUGGAUAGCAAUACUUAUCAACAUUACCGAAACACUCAAGCAGAAGAGUAUCAAGGAAUUGAUCCUAAAACUACAACUGCUCCUCUUCAAGAAGAGGGAGAGAAAGAAGAAGGAGAGGAACCAGUGAAUAGCACAAAAGAAGAGAACGUCCAUCAACUGGUUCAUCUUCUCUUACUAGUAGCACAGCAAGUAUCACUAAACUUAGUCAGUUUGAUAACAAACUAGCUGAUCGGUACAAUAAUAAAGCUAAUCAGAGGAUGACAGAUAAACAGGACAGGAGACAAUGUUAUGCUGACAUUGACAUUCAUUCAACAGAAAAGUUUGGCCUUCUCUGCUCUCCUUUUCAAGCACUACAACUUGUAGAUAUAGCUGAUCCAGUAGUGCCUGGAAGUGUAGCAGAGUUCCUUCAUGACUCAAAAUAAACACAAUUAGCCUAAGCAUACAUUCACUAAUUCACUUAAGAUUAUUUAAAUCAAAAUAACACAAUAUUAUAAAAAUUAA